Messenger RNA from Triplophysa dalaica, 2344 nucleotides. RefSeq names its product taste receptor type 1 member 1. NCBI's taxonomy places the organism in Eukaryota, Metazoa, Chordata, Actinopteri, Cypriniformes, Nemacheilidae. The transcript is spliced from 8 exons. The coding region runs from base 1 to 2199 and encodes 732 amino acids. Gene Ontology annotation, biological process: G protein-coupled receptor signaling pathway. The record is from RefSeq and is a predicted model, not a curated record. Gene Ontology annotation, molecular function: G protein-coupled receptor activity. Gene Ontology annotation, cellular component: membrane.
AUGGGUGAGAUGCUGCUGUGCUUUGUGUUCUUACUCUGUCGUUUCAGGUUCUGUGAUGCAGGGCUCAACCUUGCAGGAGAUUAUAUCAUAUCUGGAUGGUUCCCUCUUCAUAAUUCAGAUUCUACAGUCCCAUCUACACCUCAUGUGACUGACUGUAAACAAGGACUGACCAACAAGCAUGGAUAUCAUUUGGUGCAAGCCCUCAGAUAUGCGGUGGAAGAGAUCAACAACAACAUUUCAGAUAAGAUGCUUCUACCUGGGCUCACGCUUGGCUACCAGACUUAUGAUUUAUGCUCCCUUCCAGCCAGUAAUCUGGCAACCCUUGACCUGCUUAAUAAACAGCGCGAUAGAACAGGUGUGGAGAACCUCGCCGUGGCCGUCAUCGGACCUGACAGCAGUACUUACUCCUUUACACCUGCCGCUGCUCUGGGUGCAGUCCUUAUGCCUCAGAUCUCUUACGAGGCCUCAAAUGAAUUGCUGAGCAAUAAGCUUAUCUAUCCGUCGUUCUUCCGCACCAUCCCCAGUGACAAGAACCAGGUGGAUGCGAUGAUACAUAUCCUCAAUCGAUUUAACUGGACCUGGAUUGCCCUUCUCGGCAGUGACAAUUCUUAUGGUUUGCAAGGAAUGCAAACUCUUUCCCAGCAAGCUUCACUUCACGAUAUAUGCAUAGCAUACCAAGGUAUAAUACCGGCUGUAACCGACAAGACCAAACAAUACAUGCAAGACAUGGUCAAAAACAUCAUAAAAACCAAAGUCAACACCAUAGUUGUCUUUUCAAACAAGAGAAGGGCUAGUGGGUUCUUUCCCUUCGUCAUUGAACAAAACGUGACGGGGAAAGUGUGGAUUGGAACAGAGGAUUGGUCAGUGGCGUCAAUAAUACGUAAUAUCCCAGGAAUCAGUACGAUAGGGACCGUCAUCGGUGUCUCAGUCAAAUAUACUGAAUUUAAGGGGUUUGAAGAUUUUGAAAGGCUUUCCGUGCCCGGGCUUGUAGACGCUGGGCCUUCAAAUGGUACCGUCAACUUUGAUGUCCCGUGUCUGCAAAACACAGACCUGUACCAAAUGGCAAUACAAGGCUUUUCUUUGGAGCCAUAUGACGUUGUGUCCUCUUUUAAUGUGUACAAGGCUGUAUAUGCAGUGGCUCAUGCACUGCACAAGGUUUUGAACUGCAACUCUGAACGAUGUCAGAAAUCUAAAGUGGAGCCGUGGGAGGUCAAUCAACAACUGAAAGAGGUUCGAUUCACAAUUCAAGACGCAUUGUUUUAUUUUGAUAAAAAUGGAGACCCUAUCACAGGGUAUGAUAUAGUGACGUGGAUUUGGAAAGAAGACCAGUGGUCAUAUAAAGUAAUUGGAAGUUACAGUCCAGAUCCAAUUGAGCUUCAGUUAGACGCUUCCCAGAUACAAUGGAGAGGACCGGUGUCACCUGUGAGCAGUGUUCCUGAAUCCCUGUGUUCUCCAGAGUGUCCGUUCGGAAACAGACAGCUCCAGACAGGACAGCAUAGAUGCUGCUUUGACUGCAUGGCAUGCCCUGCUUUUACCUUCCUCAACAAAUCGGGCUACACUAGCUGCCAACCCUGUGCCAUAGAAGAGUGGUCUGAAUCAGAGAGCGAGACAUGUCUCCAGAGAACAGAGCUGUACCUGCCAUGGGACUCUCUGCUCUCUAUAUCUCUGCUCGCAUAUCUGGCUGUGACCCUGUUUCUCACCAUAAGUACAGCUCUCAUCUUCCUGUUGAACCUUAAUACUCCUGUGGUGAAGUCAGCUGGAGGGAAGAUCUGUCUGCUGAUGCUGGCGUCUCUAACCGUGGCCUCCAGCAGCACAUUCUGCCACUUUGGUAGACCCUCUCAAAUUGGUUGUCUCCUGAAACAGCCACUCUUCAUCAUCAGCAUCACCGUUUGCCUGGCAUGUGUGACUGUGCGCUCCUUUCAGGUGGUCUGUAUCUUUAAAUGGUCCUCCAAGCUGCCGAGAUACUACGAGACCUGGGCUAAGAACCGUGGCCCAGAGAUGUUCAUCUUCAUCUCCUCACUGUUGGAGUUCUUCAUCUCGUUUCUUCGCAUGGUCAUAGACCCUCCUUUUCCAUCUCAGGACUUUGAUUUCUACCAUGACAGCGUUGUUCUCGAGUGCAGGUCUCCAGACGGGACUCCUGGACUCAGCCUGUUGUGGAUCGGCUUUAGAGGAUGCUGGAGGAGUGGAGCUCAUAGCUGAUCUCGCUUGCUGGGGGUUGUGGAAAUGCUGGAGCUCCCGGCCAGAUCCUCCUCCAGGAGAGUGAAGACUGAGAAAGUGGAUAGAUGCUCUCCAGCAGUUAGAGAAACCUUCAUUAUAAUCCUUCUGUGCAGGCUCUCCCGAGAGC